Aspergillus puulaauensis is the source of this 381-nucleotide messenger RNA. RefSeq lists its product as uncharacterized. The transcript has a single exon. The coding region runs from base 1 to 381 and encodes 126 amino acids. NCBI's taxonomy places the organism in Eukaryota, Fungi, Ascomycota, Eurotiomycetes, Eurotiales, Aspergillaceae. The record is from RefSeq and is a predicted model, not a curated record.
AUGCAAGAGUGUGGAUUCAGAGGUGGCCACUCGAUCCCAGCCGAACUUGUCGUCAGCAUGGGCCAUGAAAAAGUCUUUGAGCUCCUUCUCUGCCAGAGUGGACGCCGCGUGAUGCAGCGGCAGCGCGUCGCGAAGCCUUUCCAUCUUCAGUUUUUUUACAUCGGUGAAGGGGUCUGUCUCGCGGAGCUUUUCGUCUUCGAGAUCAUCGGCAUGCUCCUGACGAGGAGCAAGAGCCGAAUAUUCACCGUUCGUGUGGUGUCACCGUCGACGGUAUACUGGUGCUCUGCAAUGUCCUGUUCACGACCAAAAUCUUCCUCCUCGUCUUCGUUCCACAACUCUGCUUCCUCCUGCCAAUCUGAUUCACUGUAUCCAAAGCCAUAA